This is a messenger RNA of Paramormyrops kingsleyae, 3251 nucleotides long. It is a transcript of the gene avpr1aa, whose product is annotated as arginine vasopressin receptor 1Aa. Gene Ontology annotation, molecular function: vasopressin receptor activity; peptide binding. Gene Ontology annotation, biological process: cellular response to hormone stimulus; regulation of systemic arterial blood pressure by vasopressin; G protein-coupled receptor signaling pathway. The record is from RefSeq and is a predicted model, not a curated record. NCBI's taxonomy places the organism in Eukaryota, Metazoa, Chordata, Actinopteri, Osteoglossiformes, Mormyridae. Gene Ontology annotation, cellular component: plasma membrane.
AUAAUAAAUAAGUACGACUAAUAUAAACAGUAGCCUACAUACUAAAGCUAUACGCAAUACGGUGAAAUAAAGAAUCACGCUAAAUCGGUAUAAUUUCAAAAAUUCGACUUUCGCUCGCACAAAUAAUAUAUCUUAAAAUACUUGGUAGUUUAUUAAAUAUUGCAAAACACAGUGUAAUAAAGAAAAACAGUCGCCACUAUAUGUGAUAAUAGGGUAUAGGCAUGAAGAUGUGGCACAAAUUAUAUAGUUACAGUAAAUAUCAAUUUUUUUUGUAAACGUGUAUAGCCUAAUAAGGAUGUGGCACAUAGUCUCCAGGAUCGGUUUAGAUCUUAUGUAUAAGGGUAUAGGAAUUUCUUUUCUCAGUUUUAGGAGUCUGGAGCGCUAUAGUCAGUUAUGCAAUACGACAUUAUUCGCGGGCGUGGACAGAGUGGGCUUGGCUACCGCUUUGCAAGUGCUUGUCAGGCGCUAUUUCGUCUUUUGAAGCCCUUGCAGGCUCACAAUGCAGCCGCUGCUCCGUGCGGUGGGUUUGCGCGCAGCGCAGCUUGUGAAAGGAGCGGCUCCACGCUGCCACCGCGGACACGGCGCCCCCAGAGAGACUCUGCCAUGUUCCAUGCCGACCACUCAGGCUCCACGCUGAACUUCAUGGAUCAAAACCGGACUCUGAGUCUCGGAGCGACGCCAAGCCCAGUCAUGGGAAACCCCGGCAACGGCAGCACCCCGGGAAACGAGAGUGACCCGUUUGGGAGAAACGAGGAAGUGGCCAAAAUAGAGAUUACGGUGCUGUCAGUCACUUUCGUGGUCACAGUUAUAGGGAAUGUAAGCGUCUUGUUAGCCAUGUACAACACAAAGAAGAAGAUGUCAAGGAUGCACCUCUUUAUCAAACACCUAAGUCUGGCCGAUUUGGUGGUUGCCUUUUUCCAGGUCUUACCCCAGCUCUGUUGGGAGAUCACCUUUCGGUUUUAUGGACCAGACUUCCUGUGCAGGAUCGUCAAACACCUGCAGGUUCUCGGUAUGUUCGCCUCCACUUACAUGAUGGUCAUGAUGACCCUGGACCGCUACAUCGCGAUAUGUCACCCUCUUAAGACCCUCCAGCAGCCCACCCGAAGGUCCAACAUCAUGAUCGUCAGCACGUGGAUAUGCAGUCUUGUCCUCAGCACUCCGCAAUACUUCAUAUUCUCUUUAAGCGAGAUCAAAAACGGUUCUGAAGUGUACGAUUGCUGGGGUCACUUCAUUGAACCCUGGGGUGUCAAGGCGUAUAUUACAUGGAUUACAAUAGGCAUCUUUCUCAUACCGGUAUCCAUCCUGGUGAUCUGUUAUGGGUUCAUCUGCCACAGCAUUUGGAAGAACAUCAAAUACAAAACUAAAAAGAAAAGACUGGAGACAUGCUCCAAAGACGUUAUCGGGAGGUCUUCCGUCAGCAGCGUCACCACUAUAUCCAGGGCCAAGCUGAGGACAGUGAAGAUGACUUUUGUCAUCGUUCUAGCUUACGUGGUCUGCUGGGCUCCUUUUUUCAUCGUCCAGAUGUGGUCGGUUUGGGAUGUGAAUUUUUUAUGGGACGGUACGUAUCAGAACUACCAGAGAGCCACGUUUCUGACGGAAAACAACGAGAUGCGCUUAAGACUCCGAGAACACCGCGGUCACGUUAUCGGCGCUGCUCGCCAGUCUCAACAGCUGCUGCAACCCCUGGAUUUACAUGAUCUUCAGCGGCCACCUCUUGCAGGACUUCGCGCACUGUUUUCCGUGCUCCAGCAAAUCACAACACAAUUACAAAAAAGAGGAUUCGGACAGCAGCAUCAGGAGAACUACGAUCCUGACCAAGAUCCCCAACAGAAGCCCGACGUGCAGUUCGGCCACCUGCAAAGACUUCGACGUUAUACCCAGAUCGAGUAGGUCAGUCCCGCUGGCUUCAUAGGUGACUGACCAUCCGUGUUUAUUUAUUUCAAAUGUAUACUAAUCGAAUCGACAUGAGGUCGAAAACACAUUUACGAAUGUAUUGAGAAUAUGAUGUGUUUUUAUCAUGUUCCAAGGGUGCAAUUUUAAUAUAGGCCUAUACUUAAUAUAUAACAGUCUUUCACCAACAUACAAGGUGCCAUAUAGAAACAUACUUCAGACCUAUACACAUAAACACUGCCUUUGAAAUUGAAAUUAAAUGAGUAGGGCUACUGCUCCACUCACGAAUGUUCUUUGCAGUAUUGACCGACAGCAUUAAUUAACGCGUUUAGCAUUUGAUUUAGGUCAAACUGACAUGAAUUAGUAACUGACAGCUUGUUUUAAUGAAAUCAUUUAAAAUGUCUUAUUCACUUAGAACAAAAUAAUUAUAUCAUAAUUCAAUUGGCCGUAAAUCUAACAUCCGACAUUCCUCUAGCCGAAUUUUCCUAAUGUGUUGCAGUAAAUUAUUGCACUAAACUCUCAACAGACCUAGUAAUGCACUUUUAAUUGUAAGGGUGUAAGAAUGUAUACGAUUGUGCAAACUACUAUGCUUAAUCCUUAUACAACGUUUAAACAUUUCCAGUAGGCCUACCGAUCAUGGAACAAAAUGCAAUACGUAACUGCUAUUGUUAUUAGUCGUAUUUACUUACUGCUUGGCUUACUUUGUGUACGUGGUUCUGUGCUUUACUGGUUUAUUCCUAUUAACAAUCUUGCAAUAACAAUAGUACGUUAUUAAGCAGGUGGGCUUUUUGACAUGAAUAUACUUUACGAACCACCCGUUCUUCUGGAUAAAUCAGAUACGUCAUAGUACACGAAGAAGUUUAUCUGUAAUUGGCUUUGCGUGUGAGACGUAAGAAUAAGUAUUUCGUCGCGAUAGCGUGUACCUCACCUCGUCUCAAUGUGUUCAGCUACCGAAGCAUCUUUUCCGUGCACAGAUCUGCAUAAAGCGGCCACAACGUAGGCCCACAUAGUGGAGAAGCUGGGUUUUUUUGUUCUCAUCGAAUAUGUAGAAGAUUAAAAUAGGUUAUGAGCUUAAGGCUGUUGACAACGAGUCUUAAACCAUAAAUCAUUUCGCCAAAAUUAACGUGUCGCGACUCAUAUUUAAAUUCCUGCGUCAAACCACUUAAAUUCCUCAAAUAUGUAUUACAGUGAAAGACAAAUUUCCAAAACUGUAUAUACUCUACACGAAACGGAACUUUAUAGUGUGUUGGUAUACGUCAUAAGUUAUGAAUACUUUGUAAUACUAUGUGAUCUGAUUUUUCUUGUAAACUUGUAAAUAACUUGGAAAUCAAAUGACUAUACAAUAAAAUGAUGAAACAAUA